This is a messenger RNA of Nicotiana attenuata, 1764 nucleotides long. RefSeq lists its product as uncharacterized. The transcript has a single exon. NCBI's taxonomy places the organism in Eukaryota, Viridiplantae, Streptophyta, Magnoliopsida, Solanales, Solanaceae. The record is from RefSeq and is a predicted model, not a curated record. Gene Ontology annotation, molecular function: methyltransferase activity. The coding region runs from base 224 to 1633 and encodes 469 amino acids.
GGGUUCUAACAGCCAUUUUCUUAGAACUCUCUCCAUUUGUGUUCAACCAUCGUUGGUCAGUUCACCCUUUUACCCUUCUUGGUGUAAUUGAACAAUGAGCAGCUUUUUUAUUUGCUUGUUUGGAUGCUAUUUCUAUAGGCACUGCACCAUCUCAUUUUGAAUUCUUUUCUGGAAAAUUGUUCUGCUUUGAUUGAGAAAUAGUUGUUUUUGUUAGUCAUUGAGGAUGGGGAAGCCUUAUUUUCAUAUUCGAAAACGUGCAUUAGGAAGGAUUAUUAGUUGGCUCCAACUUGUGCUUGGGGGGCUUCUUAUAUUUGUAAGCCUUUCGAGUUUUUUUAGCUUCUAUUCUGUUGGAUUUUUCAUGCAUGAUGAGGAAAUAUGCCGCCAUCUUUAUGGCAUGAAAGCAGUGCAUGAUGGUUUUGACAUAAAAUCACUGAGAGCUCGAGUUGAUCAAGUGCUUAAAAAGUUUGAAAAUCUGCAAAACAAGCUAGAACUGACUGUAAAAAAGAUGGAAAAGAAUAAAAUUGAGCUAUCUAGAAGCAAAAUUUCAAUAUUGGAGUACAAGGGGUUUCUGGAGGAAGAGGUGAUUAGGCCUCUAUCUUGGGCGCAAAUUGCCCUGAGGCAAAUUAGGCUGCCAAGAGUUGAAGGAAUUGGAACUGUGACAAUUAAAGAAGUUCCCUUGAUUAAUUCCUUUAUGAUUGAAGAGAUCAGGAAGUAUAUAGCCCCUAAAGGGAAUAGAAAUGGUAAGGUUAACAUGUACGGGACACUGAAGAUCUAUAACACGAUAGGGCAUGCGUGUGUUUUGAUGAAGAAAGAGUUAGAGGAAUAUAUGGAUUAUGACAUUGGAUCAUAUUGUAAAGAUGAUUGGAACUUGGCUCAGAAGCUAAUAAUUUAUGGUUGUGAUCCUUUGCCGAGGAGAAGAUGCAUUACAAGGGCCUCUAAGCUCUAUCUGAAGCCUUAUCCAAUUACCAAGUCCCUUUGGACAAUUCCAGAUGGAAGAAACGUUCCAUGGAGCAAUUACCAGUGCAGGAACUUUGAGUGCUUAUCAAGUAAGAAUUCAAGACGACGCUAUACUAAGUGCAUAGGAUGUUUUGAAAUGGAGAAGGAAAAGCUAAAAUGGGUAACAAACUCCUCUGUUCCAGUGCAUUUCUUGAUCAAAGAUGUUUUGGCGAUCAAACCGGGGGAGAUCAGAAUUGGUUUGGAUUAUGGUGUUGGUACAGGGACUUUUGCUGCAAGAAUGAGAGAGCAGAAUGUAACAAUCAUCUCCACUGCUCUGAAUCUCGGGGCUCCUUUUAGUGAGAUGAUAACACUUAGGGGUCUGAUUCCACUGUAUGUGACAUUGAACCAACGACUCCCAUUUUUUGACAACACGAUGGAUUUGAUCCAUACGACUGGACUUAUGGAUGGUUGGAUUGAUCUGCAACUAUUAGAUUUCAUCCUUUUUGACUGGGAUCGCGUUUUAAGACCAGGAGGCUUGUUAUGGAUUGAUCGAUUCUUCUGUAACAGGAGGGAUCUCGACGACUUCAUGUACAUGUUCCUGCAAUUCAGGUACAAAAAACACAUGUGGGCUAUUUCUUCCAAGUCUAAGGAUGAAGUUUAUCUUUCUGCACUGUUGGAGAAAUCUCCAAGAUCUUGAUGACCAUAGUAAGCUUUUACAGCCAUAUUCUUUAUCUUGUUACACUAACACUGUUGUCGAAAUCACAUGUUUCUUGUGUCUAUUUGUAAGAAAGUUAUGCUUCAUUUAUGUUCAAAAUAUUUGGUCCUCAU